CUGACACUUGUUCCUUUGAAUGUCCAUUGUGGGAUAUAGCGAUUCUAUUCAGGUCUUGACUUAUUGAUCGUCACGUGACGCGGAUGUUUACAACAAGGCACGUGGAGCGUCUCUGCUGUGUUUGGUUUACUUGUUGAGUUUGCCCCUGUCGGCCGCGCUGGCUCGCUGGCCCUAUACUCAGUAUUAAAGCUUGGCUGAGGAUCAGUACACCGGAUUACCACCAUGGAUGACGAGGUGAACGAUAUGCACACGACCCAGGCUCCGAUUGUCGUCGAUGAGACGGAGACAGUCAGUUUUGAGCACAAGGUGGAACCAGCUACCAAACCCGAUUCGACCGAAGACGACACACAAGCAGACGCAGUAGCCGAAGUUCGAGGAGACACGUGCUGUGACAAAUUCCUGAGAUGUUUAUCGCACGUUCCAUGCGCGUCUCUCAUCGCCUGGAUUAUCCUCUUCAUGGGGCUUGGCGGGGUGACCGGAAGUCUCCUCAUUGGGACUUACAAGACAAGAGCUCUCUUGGAGAACCCUGACGUGCGAAGUGUCCAUGAGUAUAACGUCGACAACGGCACUAUCAGCAGGAAAAUAGAUGAACCCAUGGAGGGACAGAUGCUAUGGUUCGUGGAGCUGAUGCUGAUCGGCGUGGUGGUGUCCAUGUUUGUACUGGGGACGCUGUUUCUCCUGUGUGGACAUCUCUCCACUGACCCCACGAGCCGAAGGGUCUUCAACUCCUCCGCCAAGAACAGGUGCGCCCGGGGACUCAACAUCUUUCUUCUGAUGUUCGUGUACUUCCUGACCCUGGUGUGGAUUCUGGCCCUGGCUCUACUGACCGUUCCCCUGGUGCUGCUGGGCCUGAUGUUCAUCCUCACUGAACACAUGGGCGUCAACUGCAUAGAUCUCAAGAACUACGGAUUCUCGGAGAGAAAUAUGUGUGGCGAAGAGCUCGACGUCUUUACAACCAAGGCCAAGGAUGUGCUCGUCUGUUAUUCCGCUUGCUACUUCUCUGCUCUGCUGGUGGUCGUCAGCUUGAUCCACUUCCUGAUCUCGAUCAGCGCUAACAUCACUCACCUGAAGGACAACCGGUUCGUCACGCUUAACGCCUACGACACUGAGGAGCAUUCCAAACACUCCGUCCUGGACACCAACAUGUAGUCACACCCAACAGUGGUUGGAUAGAGUGCAAUAUUUUUCAAAAGAAACUUUACACCGUGCCUGAGACCUGAGUGCAACAUCAACAGCUGCAGACUCUAGGGGGACAUAGCAAUAACAAGCCAGUUGGGAGCAGUCCAGGACCUACAGCAACACCACAGGAACAUACUGGAGGAGGUCCUGUUGGACGAUAUUGGAGGUCCUUGUGGAUUACUUUGGAGGUCCUUGUGGAUUACUUUGGAGGUCCUUUUGGAGCAAAUUGAAGGUCCUUGUGGAUUACUUUGGAGGUUUUCGUGAAAUGUUUAAGAGGUCCUUGUGGAACAUGCUUGAACAGCUAGAUGUGCUUGUGGAAUAACUGGGAGUGCCUAGAAGAGCUUGUGGAAUACUUGGGUACAUCUGAUAAUGCUUGUGGAACAUCUGGCAGAAUGUAGCAGAGCUUGGGGAGGAUAUGGUAACAUCUAGAGCUUGUUAAACAUCUGGAGAUCUGUGUGUAACAUCUCGUAAAGGUCUUCGGCAUUGAUGAGUCUCAUGGCAUUUCUGGUCCUUGUUGUACAUCUAUGAGACCUUGUUGUACACUUGGAGAAUCCUCUGUCAAAUCUGUAGUGCUUGAUACAUAUGCUUGUGGGUGGAGGUGAAGGUCAACAGGAUAUUGUUACAUGGAGUGAUUAACUUCAGGAUCUUAGAAGAUCCAUUUGUGCUGUCUGGACCAUGGAUAUUUAGUGAAGAAAAUAAACUUUGUUUAUCUUACGGAGACAUACCUUGAGUUUGACAAGAGGACAUUUGAAGGGUGUGUGGAACUACCUCGUGGGUUCUGUUCAAAUUAUCUUUUACAGAAAGCAUUGCCUAUCUGGAUAUUAUCCCUCAUUACAUGAGAAAAGGAGUCCGGUGAGAUCAUUACACGGACAUUAAGGAUGAACACUGUGACUUUAUAGCAUUAUCUUCACGUUUCUGGAAAGGACAAUAUUUAUAGACACAUAAGGAAUGGCUUAUGCUAAAUGACACCAAAAUCUAUUUUGAAUCACUAUCCAAGAUGAUUGGUCUCCAUGGUCAUCUGGGAGAUUCUCUAUCACUGCCCGCAGCACUGUAUGUGGAUUAUAUGUGCCAAGAAACUGAAGUGGUCUUGCAUGACCACAACACCUCUUCAUACAACCAUCAACACACCUCCGACAGAUUGCACUGAAAUCAGACAUCUUGACAUUCAUCUGCUCCCAAGUUGUCCCCCUUUUCGUGGGAUCAAAGAGCCUGUCUCUAUCAACCCACUCAUGUUCAUCCCAAAACAGGUCAAGGUCAAGGUCACGGUGACAGAAGUCAACCUGCACAAAAAUCAGUUCCACUGAUGACUCUUACAUGUGACCAUUUUAACUACACAUUUCCAUACAAGUGUUUUCUAUGUCUGUAGGCUGACUUACAUGAUGUUAGUGCUUGGCGUGAUCGGCCAUUUUGUUCUAGUUUUUUUAAUGGUCCUGUUGAUACUUUUGCUCAACUUGCCAGCAGACGUCUCCAGAAAUACUCAAAUCUGAUGUUGGACACAUCUCCAUAUGAGGACGCUAUUACUCAAGAAUCAUUGUGCAUGGUUUAUACUGAAACGCGAAAUGAGAAUCGGAGAUAGUUGGUACCAGGGCAGCAAAUGGAUGCCUUGAUUUUUUAACAGAGUGUUGACAGUAGAGGAAAUGAUAUCACUAGUCAUGCUGUUUCUGUUUCAAUCUGCUGUCUCUGUGUUCAUGUAGCUAUUGUUCACAUUAUCCAAGUCUACAUGUUAUUGUAUGCCAAAUCUAUACAGCAUGUGCCUAUAUAUCCAGCUUAAUUUGCCCAUAAUGGAAAUCCGGAAACAAAAAUUCAACCAAGGAAACAUGUAAAUAGGUGCUUUUUAUACUAACCAAGUACGAAAGUAUAGAAAUAGAAAGAUAUCGUUGUUACAAAUCAAACCGAAAUUGUUAAGUCUUUUGCAGUAGCAAUACUACAAGAUUAAUCCCAAAGGAUGAUGGGCCUAUGCAAAACAAAACUAAUGUAAAAAGGUAAAUGUUGUUCAUUUUAUAAUAUUUGUCUCAUGUUAGUUAUGAAGUUUUUAUAAUAAAUAUUCAAUAAAUCAAAUAAAUAAAAUCAGGGUAUUUGUCUGCAGGUUAUCAAAGAUUAAGGCGAGGGUAUUCAAUCGGU
Molecule: messenger RNA, 3300 nt
Organism: Haliotis rubra (blacklip abalone)
Lineage: Eukaryota; Metazoa; Mollusca; Gastropoda; Lepetellida; Haliotidae
Exons: 8
Coding region: 223-1149 (308 amino acids)
Biological process (GO): neuron projection development
Cellular component (GO): plasma membrane
Source: RefSeq, a predicted model, not a curated record